AUGUGGGGUUUGACGGUGAAUGGCAUCGUGCACUUUGCUCAAAAUGUCAUCGCCUUCAGUGAGUCCAUCCCGGAACAGACACCGACAUCUGCUUAGCUAAUCGCGACCCUUGAAAUGCAGGCGUCCUCGGCCUAGUCUCGCCAGUGACGUACAGCAUUGCAGGUCUUUGCAAACGGAUCUUCGUCAUUGUCGUUGCGAUCAUCUGGUUCGGGCAAUCAGUGAGCACUUUGCAGUGGCUGGGCAUCUUUUUGACCUUUCUGGGCUUGUGAGUGGCAGUGGACACCUGCCUCGGUCCGACUGUGGAGCUGACUAGAAGUCACUGCUCUCGGCAAAGGUAUUUGUACAACGACGCAAAGACGCGUUCCAGCAACGCCGCAGGGGAUGCAAAGAUCCGAAGAGACGAUCGGCAGACGCUGCCCGUCACGAGGGGAGAUUUGCCUACGGAGCAUAUCGCUUUGCCACGCCUACAUCACGCCGCUCCACUCAGCAAUCUUGCGCUGGGCCACAAUCCAGAAUCUUCAGCCGGACCUUCACGACCCAGCCAAGGCCAUGGAACAGCAUUUGUGUCGUCAGGCCAGCACGCAAACGCCCGGCACGGGCCCUCGCAUUCUGCAGGCUUCAAGGACUUCAUCGGUGCUGCCAACGCGUCCGAUCCGAGACGGUCUAUACCCACGCCGCCCCCUAGUGGACAGAACAGCGACGAUGGGGCAGACGGCAACGCCGGCCGAAAACGAGAUUAA
Molecule: messenger RNA, 740 nt
Organism: Ceraceosorus bombacis
Lineage: Eukaryota; Fungi; Basidiomycota; Exobasidiomycetes; Ceraceosorales; Ceraceosoraceae
Source: the annotation of a GenBank genome assembly